CUGAGCGACCGGACACAGCGUUACGUUAAUGGCCCAUCUUCGUAUCCGUCAAACAGAGAGGCCUCGGCGGAUAAGAUUGGUUGGAUAUAAGGGCCGUCUGACAACUAAAACACAGCGCGGUUCGGGCUUUAUUGAGCCUGCGCUAACAGAAAAAGAGGAGGUUCCCGAAUAGAGUCCUUUAUUUAUUUCUUUGUUUCCAGUGUGGGGGGGAUAAUAACAGCGACAUACACCACAGGCACUUCAUUUAUUAUCUUUGUCCGUAUACACAAGAAAACUGGAUAAGAUUACAGCGGUUACUCGAAGGCCCAAGCCAAGAGGAGGAGGAUGAAGCGGCGCAAUGCGGACUGCAGCAAACUCCGACGGCCGUUAAAACGGAACCGAAUCACCGAGGGUAUAUACGGCAGUACCUUCCUGUACCUGAAGUUCCUGGUGGUGUGGGCACUGGUGCUACUGGCAGACUUUGUGUUGGAGUUUAGGUUUGAGUACCUCUGGCCAUUCUGGCUCUUCAUCCGGAGUGUGUACGACUCCUUUAGAUACCAGGGGCUGGCCUUCUCAGUAUUUUUUGUGUGUGUGGCGUUUACCUCGGACAUCAUUUGCCUCCUCUUCAUCCCUGUACAAUGGCUGUUCUUCGCUGCCAGUACCUAUGUGUGGGUGCAGUACGUCUGGCACACAGAGAGAGGCGUCUGUCUGCCCACCGUGUCUCUGUGGAUCCUCUUCGUGUACAUAGAGGCAGCCAUCAGAUUCAAAGACCUGAAGAACUUCCACGUGGACCUGUGUCGUCCUUUUGCCGCACACUGCAUUGGUUACCCAGUGGUCACGCUGGGCUUCGGCUUUAAGAGCUACGUAAGCUACAAGAUGCGCCUCCGGAAGCAGAAGGAGGUGCAGAAAGAGAACGAGUUUUACAUGCAGCUCCUGCAGCAGGCUCUGCCUCCAGAGCAACAGAUGCUUCAGAGGCAAGAGCGAGAAGCAGAGGAAGCAGCAGCAGCAGCAGCAGCUAAAGGAAUAUCUGAAGUGGACACACCUCCAGUGUCACAGAAUGGCGCACCCGCCAAUAAAAAGACAUCGGCACCACUGCCGGAGCUAGAGUAUAGAGAAAAAGGGAAAGAUGGAAAAGGUGGUGGGGAGGCUAAAAAACAGCACAACAGCAACAGCAUCCUGCCGUCAUCAGUGGACUCUAAACUCCAGGAGAUGGAGUAUAUGGAGAACCAUAUGAACAACAAGAGACUGACCACAGAGCUGGGCAGCACAGAGAACCUGUUGCUUAAAGAGGACAAUAAUUCCUCCUGCUCCUCCUCAUCCUCCUCCUCCUCCAAAAACUACAAAAAUGCUAGCAGCAAUGCCGCGACACUCAACUCCUCGCCCCGCGGCCACAGCGCCACCAAUGGCAGUGUGCCCUCCUCUAACUCAUCCUCCUCCUCCAUGGCGAAGAACGAGAAGAAGCACAAGUUAGCAGUGAAGGGGACAUCAGGUGGCUCACACAGGGAUCCCACAGACAACUGUAUCCCCAACAACCAGCUGAGCAAGCCAGAAGCACUUGUUAGAUUGGAGCAGGACGUUAAGAAGUUGAAGGCGGACCUGCAGGCCAGCCGGCAGGUGGAGCAGGACUUGCGCAGCCAGAUCGGCUCGCUGGGCACUGCUGAGCGCUCCGUACGCACCGAGCUGAGCCAACUGCGCCAGGAGAACGAACUGCUGCAGAACAAGCUUCAUAAUGCUGUGCAAGCAAAGCAAAAGGACAAACAGGCAGUUGGCCAACUGGAGAAGAGGCUCAAAGCCGAGCAGGAGGCCCGUGCCAUCGCCGAGAAACAGCUCGCAGACGAAAAGAAGCGCAAGAAGCUGGAGGAGGCCACAGCAGCCAGAGCAGUAGCACUUGCAGCAGCAUCCAGAGGGGAGUGCACAGACACGCUGCGGCGGCGGAUAACUGAAUUAGAAACAGAGUGUAAGAAAUUAACAAUGGACAAUAAGCUCAAGGAGGACCAGAUCCGAGAGCUUGACUUGAAAGUUCAGGAGCUUCAUAAAUACAAGGAGAAUGAAAAAGACACAGAGGUGCUGAUGUCAGCGCUGUCAGCCAUGCAGGACAAGACCCAGCACCUGGAGAACAGCCUGAGCGCAGACACCAGGAUCAAACUGGAUCUGUUCUCUGCGCUGGGAGAUGCCAAGAGACAACUGGAGAUUGCACAAGGUCAGAUCCUUCAGAAGGACCAGGAGAUAAAAGACCUGAAGCAGAAGAUAGCCGAAGUGAUGGCCGUCAUGCCUAGCAUUUCCUACACAGCCGACACCAGCAGCAUGAACCCCGUGGCCCCCCACUACUCUUCCAAGUUCAUGGACACCAAUCCCUCCGGCCUAGACCCCAACGCCUCCGUUUACCAGCCACUGAAAAAGUGAACGCUUUCGUCCCAUCCCUCCCAUCUCCACCCUCCUCCCCAAAUCAUUUUUACACCCCACCCACCACCACCUGCAGGCCCACCACCUUCCAAUCUGCUCGGCAUGUCUGCGGCUGAGAACGUUGUUUUUUUUCUUGGGUUUUUUCGUUUUCUCCUCGCCAGGUCAGAAGGAUGUUGUAUCGUGUGACUGUAUUUGUUGUAGUUAAAACAAAAGACAAAAAAAAAAAAAAAAAAAACUUAAACGGACAUCACAUGUCAACUAGGAAGUCCCCAGUUUUUUUUUCUUUUUUUUUUUCUCAUAAGUGUCUAGUGAAACCUCACAGAUUCGGGUAUGUAUCUUCAUCUCUAGGGUGUUGCUCUACAUUUUUCCCACCAACACUGCAACUACCUGCAUCCAGUCACCUGCUCUUUGGUCCUGGGGAAUAACUGCUUUAUUGUUUAGGUUGAUUUUUUUUUUCCCCUCCUAAAAAUUUUUGAAAAACAAGAGUUCUCCUUUAUCUCAUACAGCCUGACUUGGAUCCCAAUUUAUUGGACGGAUUGUUUUUUUUUCUCCCGAGAUAGCGUGUCAACUUCUGUACAACCAGAGGAAUGUAGUGCGAAGUUAGCACAGACUCUCUCGCCCCUUGUAUUUAAUUUAUUCUUUUAAUCCACAAUCAGACGCCAAAUUAACCCCUGCUCUUAAGCUUGCGUCUUUUAUUUUAAAAAUGUGGUCAUGUGGUUCUAUUCGUUUUGCUCUCGAAGCGUCAAGUGUUUAUUUCAACAAGCUGGAAGCGCUGAUUACAACAAGUUGGGGGGAAAAGUUCUUUUGAUGUAAGCAGAAGCAGACCUUUUAAAUAAGUCAGCUGAGUAAAUGAAACCCAGGCAGCAGCAGCAGCAGUAGUGAAAACAGCAGUUUGCCACCACCACCACCCUCACUUAAUUUUCUGAAAGAGCUUUUGAGUUGAAUGACUGCAGUAAAAAAAAAGAAGAAGCCUGUGUCAAAGUGUACAGCUCUUCUUCUGCGUAGUCUCUCAUUGGUCGUCAUGAUCACAGUGCCUUGAGUUGAGGACAUAGAGCGAGUUUGAUAAUGAGAUACGACCCAACCCUUCUGAAUGAGCUGCGAAGCAUCUGGCUAAGCUUGAAAGGACAAGAAUUUGACCCCACCCUGCGUAGUGGAACAAAGUUUUGCCCUCGGAUGCUGAUUUGGCUUUCGGACUCCCUACUGAUGUCCAGUCCGGUGGGGAAGAUGAAGCACUUGAGGGCAGCUUUUGUCCAUUUUAUACUUGUCACAUUUAACAGAUACACAGGACAGCACCAAAUCCAAUUGCCAAUAGUCAGUAUGUGGAGAUGAUGUUAACCACCGCAGAGUCUACUACACACAGGUUUUCCGGCUCAUCACAUGUCUGCUCAUCUCUACCGCUGUUAAAAUCCAAAUACCCUCAGUUUAGCUGCUGCCACCUUUUUUUUUUCUUCUCUUCUGAGUUCAAAGUUGCACUGUAGGAAACAGAUGCUGUUUUUUGAAAAGGGAAACAAAAUGUAAAGAUGGAACUGUGCAAUGUAAACAAGACAAAUCUUUGGAAUGCUAACUCUUUAAUAUUGCAUUGAAAAUAAUUGUAUUUAAUUGAUCCUCCAGUUUCAGUUCACGUGCCAAGAAACAGAGCGCUUGUUUCUCCGAGAUGUGAUCAAGAAUGUACCGCAGAUACGUUUGGCCGACAAGUUCGUCAGAUAUCCGGUUGAUUAUCACUUUUAAUGGAAGUUUGUGUUAAGCAGGAAGAGAAAGUGGUCACCUGUUUGAAGUAGACUGAGCAGUUAAAAAGUAAGGGACUAGAAUAAUCCAGUUUCUUUUUGUGAAUGUUACAGUAUUUGCAACUGUCGGGCAAGUGGCUGUUUAAAAAAAAAAAAAAAGUUUUCUUUAUUCCUGUUUCUGGUGUUAUCGUUAUUUUCCUGCAGGGAGGAAAAAUCGCUUGAGUCCGAUGUGGUUCUACCAUCAUCUGAAAUGGUCAUUGUUGUGCGUGUGGUUUUCACCUUCUGUAUAUGGAGAAGCUUUUUUUUUUUUUUUGUUGCUCGAUUGCUGUCAUUGGCUCCUGGGGGGGACGAAUGUUGUGUAAAUUACAGUUCAGCCACUUGUUUGGUCAACGGAUUGUUGAAAGUAUAGAAAAGUGUUUGUUUUUUUUGUUUGUUUUUUUGUUUUGUUUUGUUUUCUAUGCCCACAGUCACUGCUCUGUUUCUCCCCAGGUCUGACCUUGGCUGCGCUCUCGCUCUGUGAGGUUUACAAGAAAUAAACAUU
Messenger RNA from Scomber scombrus (Atlantic mackerel), 4647 nucleotides. It is a transcript of the gene maco1b, whose product is annotated as macoilin 1b. Gene Ontology annotation, biological process: neuronal signal transduction. The coding region runs from base 325 to 2382 and encodes 685 amino acids. The transcript has 11 exons. The record is from RefSeq and is a predicted model, not a curated record. Lineage: Eukaryota; Metazoa; Chordata; Actinopteri; Scombriformes; Scombridae. Gene Ontology annotation, cellular component: rough endoplasmic reticulum membrane.